Molecule: messenger RNA, 4037 nt
Organism: Daphnia magna
Lineage: Eukaryota; Metazoa; Arthropoda; Branchiopoda; Diplostraca; Daphniidae
Gene: Mondo
Product: MLX-interacting protein
Exons: 15
Coding region: 232-3297 (1021 amino acids)
Biological process (GO): regulation of transcription by RNA polymerase II
Cellular component (GO): nucleus
Molecular function (GO): DNA-binding transcription factor activity, RNA polymerase II-specific; RNA polymerase II cis-regulatory region sequence-specific DNA binding; protein dimerization activity
Source: RefSeq, a predicted model, not a curated record
AGUUAACAAAAGUUAACGACGAACUCAUUUUAGUGUUUUAUCAAAACUUCGUUGAUCAGAGACUAAUGGCCUCCAGUCCAGUUCAAUGGGUUGGGAAAUAUUUAGCAUGCCUUGUAUUUUAGGCCUUUCUGUUAACAAAAGUGGACUUUGAGUUGGAAAAAAUUCUGUUGUUGUUGUGUUCAUCUCUAAGGGUCUGUUGGUGCCUGCAGUGACCAAACAAAGCACGAAAAAAUGACAGGCGGUAAUUCUCCAACGACUCAGAACACUCAGAGUCAAUCAAGACAGGCUUCUCCGUUGCACGCCGGGCAGCAGCAACAACUGUGCCAGGAUGGUCAACCACAACAACUUCGGAAGAAAUCUAAAGAGAUCAUCCACUCGGGACAUUUCAUGGUCUCAGAUUUUGAAGCUGAAGGAAGGGACGAUGAUGAUGAUGAGUUGGCUAUUCCUGUACCUGAAGAUGCUGAAGAUUCAGCCGUUCUUGUUGGAGCAGUCUCAGUAAGCAGCAUGAAUGCAGCUGGGGACCUUGCUGGUUCUUGCAGUAAUCAAGGAUCCUGUUCAGUGACAAGCAUAAUAAGACCUAAAAGAACUGAAACCAUUUCACCAGGUUUCACAAAAGAUUCUGGAAACUGGAUUCAGAAGAAUGUAAUUGGAGCAACAUUCUCAUGUGAGGAUCUUCCCAUGCAGGCUGUAGAGGAUUUCAUGAUCCCAGCUGUUACCAUAGAUCAAAGUCUCACCAAGCUGUUCCAGUGUAUGACCCUGGCCUAUAGUUCAAAGCUUACUUCUCCGCGAUGGAAGAACUUCAAAGGACUACGCCUACAAUGGAAGGAUAAAAUUCGUCUCAACAACUUGAUUUGGCGUUGCUGGCACAUGCAAUUUAUUGAAAGAAGGAACACAGCUGUAUGCCAGUUCGCUUCUCCGCUGGAAGUUGAUCAGCACAACAAGCCCGAGGCAGUUGUCCUUGAGGGGAAAUAUUGGAAGCGUCGGUUAGCAACCGUCACAGCCGAGUACAAAAAGUGGCGAAUCUUUUUCAAGAACCAGAUGAUGGGUCGUGCUUCCAAGGAUCUCAAUGACAUCAACAUGUGCGGGGAACUGGAUCACCUAGAUUGGUUUGCUCCACGUAGCAAUUGCAGUUUUAACUCAGGGACUGGAUCCCUCGCUCUAGAUGAUGACAUGUUCAUGGACUUCUCUGAUACGCUCUUUUCAAGCCUAUCGUCUAACCAGCCUUUUCCUUUCCCCAACCCAAGAGAAAUCGCUAAAGGAGCUGGUCUGGCCGAUUUUAUUCAACCUGGACUGAUUCAGUUACAACCCAACCUAGAUGAUUUCAUGGAUACUUUUGAACCGUUGCAUGAUUUGCUUUCUGGUCGGUUACCGCCAGUUGAAGAAGAAAUCGUCGCUGUCGAAGACAGCAUAGCUGGACGGACGUCUGAUCAACUUACCCAUCGUCGCAACGAUUUUCAAUUGCAUGAAAAUUCGCCUUAUUGUGCCUCAACUUCCACCACUCCAGUCAGUGCCGCUGCGAUAGUCGUUACGGCAUCCUCUCCACAGCCUUUGCUCAAUUAUUUUCAAAUGGAUCAGUCCAGUUCUUCAUAUUUAUCAAAUCCGCAGCUCGGCAACAGCCAUCGACAUUUGACAAACCAUCAGAAUACGCGGCCAUUGCCACAGUAUCAUCAGCAAUCACAAGAGCAACUUCAACAACAGCCGCUCGUCAACGAAUCAGCAUUUAGUCAUCCUAGAACGAUGGUUGUGCCAUCGUCACAGAAUUCGGUGUUUGAAUCCAACGCCCCAUCCCUAGGAUCGUCCCACCAACUUCAACAACAGCCGCAGCUUGUCCAAUCGACCGAUGGAUUCACGGCCUCUGGAAGAUAUGAAAAUGCAGCGUCUCAUUCGGGAGCUUUCCAACGGCAAAAUAGUGGAGGCAGUGAGCAUGGAUUCGUCGUACCAACAGCACAGUUUCAAGGAAAACAACGGAGUAGGUCGAGAAGCGGUUCGGGACCCAAUACGCCUGGAAAUGGAUCUGCGGCCAUUUUUCCACAUGCAGCAACCACGUCACUUAGUGCUAGCCAGCCUUCUAUUGGAUCCAGUCGAGCUAAUCGUACUAAACCGAAUGGCAGUUCGAGCAGUAGUAGCAGCCCAGCUCGUUUGCUAAGCAAUUCGGCCAGCGCGCAAGAGGCCGGCCUGCCACGAAGCAGUCGCGGUGUUGGUCGUCUUCGUUCUAGCUCUGACCUACAACCUAUCAUGCCUGUGCCUACAGCGGCGGUUUCGACCCCUGCUACUGUUGUACCUCGUACCAUUCUUCCUGACAAUAGCGCUUUGUUGGCUCACCUAUUGACAAGCCCCAAUCAAAUAGGGACACCAUCAACCACCUUGGUGUUAACUGCUGAUUCGUCAGCGACACGGAUACCCAUCAUCUUUCCUCUUCAAAACCCUGAUACUACGACCACAAAAUUGGAAAAGCCAUUGACCUUGUUGCCUACAACUGUAAAUCUUGAGUAUUCCAACGACAGUCGCCCUUAUAAGCAAGAGCCUUCCCCGAAUGUGCCGAUGGUAGAAGACCUAAUAAACCAAAAUACCUCAAGGAGCAGAAGUAGUGAUGGCGAACGCACCCAGUACAGGGAGCACCGUCGAGUGUGUCACAUUAACGCCGAGCAAAAACGCCGCUGCAACAUCAAAAAUGGCUUUGAUACGUUGCAGUCUUUACUACCGGGCGGAGGUGCAACAAGCGGAUCGGGGAAUGGUAGUGGUUCAUCCGCUUCUAGCCAUGGUAAAUCCAGUGAUGUCAGCAAGGCUGCAAUGCUCCACCGUGGGGCCGAAUUCAUCCGUCAACUUCGCCAGGAGCGGCAACAGCAACAAGAAGAAAUGGAUCAACUGAAACAAAACAUUGAAACGCUCAAUGCGGCCAUUAGCGGUUGCCAAGCGCUCCUACCUGCAAAUGGUGCUCCCGUCUCUCGUCAGCGUAAUAACCGAAUGAGAGAAAUGUUCGACGAUUGGGUUCGAGUUCGAACAUUGCAGAAUUGGAAAUUCUGGAUUUUUUCCAUUUUGAUACAGCCCCUCCUCGAGUCCUAUAGCACGGCCCUUUCCGCCGCUACUUACGAAGAUCUCUGGCAAAAUGUUUUAAAUUGGGUAGACCAGUAUUGUUCUUUGAUUGCCCUACGUCCAGUGGUGUUCAACUCGCUUCGGAACUUAAGUAAAACAACCGACAUUAUAGCAAAUCCGUCUCGAUUGCCAGCAGAAGCCACCCAAGCUGCAUGCAAUCCCGAUAGGACUACAGCGCCCAACAAUCUUCCGUCAACGACAUAAUUGCCCUACUUCAUUCAAUUUACAGUUUUUCUCCCUGUCCAUCCCACAAAUUUUCAAAAACUUUCCAUUCCGCGGAGAGUUCUAUACAACAAGAGUAGAUUAAUCCAAAUUUCAUGCGGCAAAAUGUUCAUAAUCGACAGUAGUCAUUACAUAGCAGAUGUAGUUCUAUCCUAUUGUAUAGAUAUAUGAAGAUAUUAGUUCACAAUUUAAUCUAAUAGUAAUUUUUAAAAGCCCUUUAGAUAGUGUAACUGACACGUUUUCAGAGUAGCUUUUGAGAAAGAAAGAAUGGUAUGAGUCAUCGAGAAAAAUAAGCAAAAAAACCACACAAAAAUGCGGUGAAACGAGUGGGUUUUUUUCCUCACCCACAAAAAAAAAAAAAAAAAAGUAAAUCAAGAAAGAUAAAAAAAAAAAAAAGCGAAGACUUCAAAUGGUAUCCGUUGCAACAGCCUGAUAUAUAUGUAUUUUUCUUACUUUAAUUUCUUCUUUAAUUCUCCUAGUAAGCAAAAAAUAUUCGCUCGGUUUUUUCUGCAUUUCUCUGGUUCACGCUCCCCCCACAAUCGAACUUUGAAAAAAAAAAACAAGUAAAAUACAUAUUCGUUGUAUUGUUAAUCUUUUGCAUCUUGGAAGAGUACAAAGGAUGCAGGAAUUCUAUGAUGUACAAAACGAUUGGUGAAUCCAUAGAUCGCAUGUGGGUUGUUUCGUGUCAUUUUUAUUUGAAAAUAAAUCGGUCAAAAAACAUG